Metarhizium album ARSEF 1941 is the source of this 1245-nucleotide messenger RNA. Its product is annotated as metalloprotease. Gene Ontology annotation, molecular function: metalloendopeptidase activity. The coding region runs from base 1 to 1245 and encodes 414 amino acids. Gene Ontology annotation, biological process: proteolysis. NCBI's taxonomy places the organism in Eukaryota, Fungi, Ascomycota, Sordariomycetes, Hypocreales, Clavicipitaceae. The record is from RefSeq and is a predicted model, not a curated record. The transcript has 4 exons.
AUGACUUGCCACUGCUUCAUAGUGCCGCCUCACCUGAUAAAGUCGAUUGCAGAUUCGACUCACAACUCAGAUGAUACCCGCAAGGCUGCUAAGAAAUGGCUGGAUUUCCAUGAAACGUUGAUCAAGUCCCGAAAGGAGCGAUCUGGGGGCCAGCCUCGUGGUGCUCGUGGUGAGGCUCCUGCUCCUCGUCCCGCACCCUUCAUCCCACAAGCAGUGUUGCAUAAGCUAUCUAUUUCUGAAGAUGUUGAUGAAGCUGUCCGUACACGUGCCAAGAGAGAUUUGGAGCAUGUUCAGCUGCUGAUGGCACCCAAAGCGCAGCCUCAGGAAGAAUCGAACUCGCUGGCAAAGUCCAAGAAAAGUCCCAAGGAUGCGCCAUAUCGAGCCGUCUACGAUGCUGGGCACACCACCGACCCAAAAGAGUUGCCUGGGGAGCUGAAGAGGGCCGAGGGUCAGCCCAAGUCAACGGACAAGGCCGUCAACGAAGCUUACGACAAUGUCGGACUCGUUUUGGACUUUUACAAGGAGAAGUUUGACUGGAAAUCAAUCGACAACAAGAACAGUGAUGUCAUCUCGUCAGUUCAUUUUGGUGAGAGCUACGAAAACGCCUUCUGGGAUCCAGAGGAAAUGGUGAUGGUUUUCGGAGACGGUGGAGAGUUUUUGAACAAUUUCACAAACUGCAUCGAUGUUAUCGGGCAUGAGUUGACCCAUGCUGUCACGGAGCACACCAGCCCUCUCGACUAUGAGAACCAGCCAGGCGCCCUGAAUGAACACGUCUCCGACGUUUUUGGCAUCAUGAUCAAACAAAAGAAGGAGGACGAGACUGCUGACCAGGCCGACUGGCUGAUUGGUGAAGGCUGUCUCUUGCCUGACGUUAAAGGUCUGGCCCUCCGCAGCAUGAAAGCCCCGGGAACUGCCUACGACGAUCCCCGAUUCGGGAAAGAUCCUCAAGUCGACAACAUGAAAGACUACGAAACGACUUUUGAGGAUAAUGGAGGCGUUCACAUCUUCUCGGGCAUUCCGAACAAGGCCUUCUAUCUCGCAUCCGUUGCCUUUGGGGGUUACUCCUGGGAGAAGGCAGGACAGAUCUGGUGGAAGGCGCUGAACAGCGGGAAGGUUCCGGCUCGAUGCAGUUUCACACAAUUUGCCGAUGUUACUGUGGACACUGCCGAGGAGGAAUUUGGCCAAGAUGCCGCCCAAAUUGUGCGCAAGGCAUGGACUGAUGUUGGUGUCACUCGAAGUGUCUAG